Messenger RNA from Salvelinus namaycush (lake trout), 2383 nucleotides. It is a transcript of the gene ace2, whose product is annotated as angiotensin I converting enzyme 2. NCBI's taxonomy places the organism in Eukaryota, Metazoa, Chordata, Actinopteri, Salmoniformes, Salmonidae. The transcript is spliced from 17 exons. Gene Ontology annotation, cellular component: plasma membrane. The record is from RefSeq and is a predicted model, not a curated record. Gene Ontology annotation, biological process: proteolysis. Gene Ontology annotation, molecular function: metallopeptidase activity; peptidyl-dipeptidase activity.
UUCAUACAGGAUGUCUAUGACCAGGCUUCUUCUAGUGGGGCUGAUUGCUGUGGCCUGUGUGGCAGCACAGUCGGACUUAGAGAGAAGGACACAGGAGUUUCUGGACCAGUUUGAUGGGAACGCUACUCAUCUCAUGUAUCAGUAUUCCCUGGCAUCAUGGGCGUACAACACAGAUAUUUCCCAGGAGAAUUUAGACAAACUGGGUGUACAGAGCGCAAUCUGGGGAGAAUACUACAGCAAAGUAUCCAAGGAGUCGGAGAACUUUCCAAUCGAUCAGAUCAGUGAUCCAUUGAUCAAACUCCAGCUGACUUCCCUCCAGGACAAGGGCUCUGGGGUCCUGUCCGCAGACAAAGCGGCACAUCUGAACAAAGUGAUGAAUGAGAUGAGCUCCAUCUACAGUACAGGCACGGUGUGCAAGAGAGAAGACCCCUUCGACUGUCAAACUUUGGAACCAGGGCUGGAGAGUGUAAUGGCCAACAUGGACAGUGACUACUAUGAGCGUCUGCAUGUAUGGGAGGGCUGGAGAGUGGAGGUAGGGAAGAAGAUGAGGCCUCUAUAUGAAGACUAUGUGGACCUUAAGAACGAAGCUGCCAAACUCAAUGGUUAUGAGGACUACGGAGAUUAUUGGAGGUCCAACUAUGAAACUACCGAUGAGAGCCCGUACAACUACGCCAGGGGCCAACUGAUGACUGAUGUGAGGCGCAUUUACAAAGAGAUCCUCCCCCUCUACAAAGAGCUGCAUGCCUAUGUGAGGUCUAAGCUGCAGGCCAAACACCCUGAACACAUCCACCCAGAGGGAGGCCUACCUGCACAUCUACUGGGUGACAUGUGGGGAAGGUUUUGGACAGGUCUUUACCCCAUCUCAACCCCUUUUCCAGAGAAAACCGAUAUUGAUGUGACGGACGCUAUGAUCGCACAGAAAUGGCCUAAGGACAGACUGUUCCAAGAAGCAGAGAAGUUUUUCAUGUCGGUGGGUCUAUACAAGAUGUUCGAUAACUUCUGGAAGGACUCUAUGCUGGAGAAACCUACUGAUGGCAGGAAGGUAGUGUGCCACCCUACAGCCUGGGACAUGGGGAACAGAGAGGACUUCAGGAUCAAGAUGUGUACAGAGGUGAACAUGGACCACUUCCUGACAGCGCACCAUGAGAUGGGACACAACCAGUACCAGAUGGCCUACAGGAACCUGUCCUACCUGCUGAGAGACGGGGCUAACGAGGGCUUCCACGAGGCCGUGGGGGAGAUCAUGUCCCUGUCCGCUGCCACCCCCAAACACCUGAAGGCCCUGGGACUCCUGCCAGACGACUUCGUUGAGGAUAAAGAGACUGAGAUCAACUUCCUGAUGAAGCAGGCCCUGACCAUGGUGGCCACCCUGCCUUUCACCUACAUGCUGGAGGAGUGGAGGUGGCAGGUGUUCCUGGGGACCAUCCCCAAGGACCAGUGGAUGCAGCGCUGGUGGGAGAUGAAGAGGGAUAUGGUCGGUGUAGUGGAGCCCUUACCCAGAGAUGAGACAUACUGUGACCCGCCUGCUCUGUUCCACGUGUCCGGAGACUACUCCUUCAUCAGAUACUUCACCAGGACUAUCUAUCAGUUCCAGUUCCAGAAGGCCCUCUGUGAGGCAGCUGGCCACUCUGGACCCUUAUUCAAGUGUGACAUCACCAACUCUACAGUAGCCGGGGACAAGCUCAGGACGAUGCUGGAGUUUGGGAGGUCAAAGUCGUGGACCAGAGCCCUGGAGAAGAUUUCAGGAAAUGCGAAGAUGGACUCCGCCCCUCUCCUAGACUACUUCAAGGACCUCCAUGUUUGGCUAAUAGAAGAAAACAGGAAGAACAACAGGAAGCCAGGAUGGAGAGCAGCUGAAGACCCAUGUGAGUACCUAUAGAGUAGUGUCCCUAUCCAUACUAGGGCACUAUCUAGUAAUGCCUACAAAGUGAGGUUGAGUCUGAAAGCAGCAAUGGGUGACAAGGCAUACAUUUGGAACGCCAACGAGAUGUACCUGUUCAAAGCCAACAUGGCCUACGCCAUGAGACAGUAUUACCUUGAGGUCAACAAGACGGAAGCUCUUUUCACGACAGAGAACAUCCACACCUACAAGGAGACAGCCAGAAUCUCUUUCUACUUUGUUGUGACUGACCCUGCCAACCCUGCCGUGGUCAUUCCCAAAGCUGAGGUAGAGGCCGCUAUCAGGAUGUCCAGAGGUCGAAUCAAUGACGCAUUCAAACUGGACGAUAAAACUCUGGAGUUCGAGGGUCUCCUAGCAACGCUGGCCCCGCCCGUGGAGCAGCCGGUCACCGUCUGGCUGGUGGUGUUUGGGGUGGUCAUGGGACUGGUGGUCUGCAUGGGCUGUUACCUCAUUAUCUCUGGCUUCAGAGACAGGAAGAAGUGA